GCCAUGAAGCUAAUAAUAACUCAAACGCUGUCAUGGCGGUGCUGCCCUUCGUCUGUCUGCUGUUUUUUACAGGUUUUACUUUUUCUGCGGCAGGCAACUGUGAAGUGUGUGUGGACUUUCUUUCCAGACUGUAUGGCAGUCUGACGUCGGCCCACAGAGAACUCACUCCUCCCCUGGUGGAGGAAGAGCUGAUCCAGGCCUGCACUGUCGCCCAGGGCAAGGAGGCGAGGCUGUGUUACUAUCUAGGAGCCACUAUUGAUGCAGCAACCCGUGUCACAGCAUCGGUGUCUCGACCUCUGGCCUCUCACGUCCCCGUUGAGAAGAUCUGCCAGCGCCUCAGCAGCACAGACAUGCAGAUCUGUGAGCUCAGAUAUGACCCUCAAGUGAAGGAUCUGAGCAGCGACGGGCUGAAAAUAAUGAAAGUCUUGGAGCUGAGGAACAUUUUAGCUUCGUGGGGAGAAGAGUGUCGAGGCUGUCUGGAGAAACACGAGUUUGUCAGCCUCAUCCAGGAGAAAGCACUGCUGCAUGCUCACAGUACGGAAUGAAUAUCAUUUGUUUCUUCUGCUCCUUUCCAAAAUAUCAGAAAAAUCUAAUUUAAGUGCAUGAUUUACUAAUUUGUGCUACCAAAUGACUUCAUUUGUAUGUUAACAAUAAUAGAGGAGGCAUACAUCUUUUUGUGCUGAUAUGUACCUGAGUAAUAGCAGCCACAGCAAUAGCAGCAUGGUAGAUAGAGUUUCAUAAAAUACUGCCCAUCAGAUGUUCCCAAAAACGUUUCAAGUGUCAUACAAAAUGCAGUAUAUGAAAAGAAGCUAUCUGACGAAAAGUUCAAUUGAAUAUCUAAACAGGAGGUUCACGUUCAUACGUUUAUGUAAAUGGGUGGUAAAAAAUGCUCUAAUUGUUUCUUUUGACAACAAUCACUUGCAUACAUUAAAAUGUGUUUUGUUACACUGUUUAUUUCACGUCCCAUCACAUUGACUUAUUAAUUUCUCAAAUUCCUAAUGCAACAUUUUCCUCACUUCUAUUGCAAUGAUAGCUGAUUAGGUCUAUGUUUUUCCAUAAGAUUUCAAACUUAUUCAAUGACAAAAAAAACAUAAUAAAUUAUUAU
Trematomus bernacchii (emerald rockcod) is the source of this 1105-nucleotide messenger RNA. RefSeq names its product cerebral dopamine neurotrophic factor (gene cdnf). Gene Ontology annotation, biological process: neuron projection development; dopaminergic neuron differentiation. The transcript is spliced from 4 exons. The record is from RefSeq and is a predicted model, not a curated record. Gene Ontology annotation, cellular component: endoplasmic reticulum. The coding region runs from base 33 to 545 and encodes 170 amino acids. Lineage: Eukaryota; Metazoa; Chordata; Actinopteri; Perciformes; Nototheniidae.